This is a messenger RNA of Phyllostomus discolor (pale spear-nosed bat), 7454 nucleotides long. It is a transcript of the gene MKI67, whose product is annotated as marker of proliferation Ki-67. The record is from RefSeq and is a predicted model, not a curated record. Gene Ontology annotation, molecular function: protein binding. Gene Ontology annotation, cellular component: nucleus; chromosome. The coding region runs from base 30 to 7454 and encodes 2474 amino acids. NCBI's taxonomy places the organism in Eukaryota, Metazoa, Chordata, Mammalia, Chiroptera, Phyllostomidae. Gene Ontology annotation, biological process: regulation of chromosome segregation; regulation of mitotic nuclear division. The transcript is spliced from 18 exons.
GGCUCUCGCGGCGGCGCGGUCUGGAAGACAUGGGCCCCGCGGGCCGCCUGGUGACCAUCCGGAGGAGCGGCGCGGACGGCGCGCACUUCCCGCUGAGCCUGCGCUCCUGCCUGUUCGGGAGGGGUGUGGAGUGCGACAUCCGCAUCCAGCUUCCGGUGGUGUCCAGGCAGCACUGCAAGAUCGAAGUGGGCGAGCAGGCAGUCUUGUUUAACCUCAGUUCCGCGAACCCCACGCAGGUGAACGGAGCCCCCAUCGACGGGCCCGUGCGGCUGAAGCAUGGCGACGUGAUCACCGUCAUUGACCGCUCUUUCAGGUAUGAAGACGACCGUCACCAGAGCGGAAGCGCGUCGGCGUCGGCUGAGUUUCCAGGACAGGCCCCACAGCCGACUCCUGGUGAAACCGAGGCUGCGGUCAGUAACUCGGUGCCCUCGGUGGGUUCUCUGGCGCAGCGUGUGGAAAGCCCUGAACUUGUCUCUUGUUUCCUAAUUCACUGUCAAGAUGGCGAAGCUGAAGGUCGCGGCGCUGCCCGCUCACAGCUCACGGAAGAAGGCGCUUCGGGAGAGCCCCCGGCACGCUCGGGGGGCGCCGGGGCGGCCCGCGCCGUCUCGCGCAGCUCCGGGGGCCCUGCUGCCAGGAGCACCCCCGAUGGGCGUCGCUCAGAACCCCUCAGGGACAACCGCAGACACGCAGCGGGAUCCCUGGCUGGGGGCCUCGGCGAGGGGGCCCGCGGGACCUUGGUGAGCAGGAACGGAGGAGCCGAGGCCCUGCCCUUGCCGUGGGCCCUUGAGAAGGGUGGAGAGAAAGAGUCUCCCUUUAGGAAGCUUUAUGAGUCCAUGAAGGAAAAGUUAGACGUGAAAUCAGAAAAAGAGAAUGUUCUCCAGAGUGGCAGAAAAUCGGGGUCCCGGGGUCACUGCGCAGCCGACUUCGAAAGUGCUGGUGGUUCGUGGGGUGAGAUGCUGCGACAGGGCUCCCCCGGGUGCCGGCGGAGGUCCCGGCGGAGCUCCCAAACCAAGGCCGUCCCUGCCCCGGGACAGCGAGAGGAAGAGAAAGCAAGCGAGGGGCCUGGCCCCACUCUCGAGGCCACCGAGAGUCCCAGCGUGCCCCCCAGGGAGACCAUGGAAGCCAGCACCCCCGUCCAAUCUCGCCGAAACUCCUCGCCAAAGCGCCGGAGCGGGGGCCAGAGCAGCGUCCAAGGGAGUGAGCCCGCAAACCCGGAGUGGAGUGCAGCCUUCACCCCGAAGGAGCUCUUCCCCGGGCACGGGACGCCCGCCUCGGGUGAAGGUGCCGACGGCCUCAGAAACACACCGGAGAAGGCCUCUUCCAGAAAGAGGCGGAGCAGCCUCCCCGCAAAGGUCGACAUUGUUGCUGCAGAAGCAGAGACUCCAAAGCCAGCGGCGCUCACCCCGUUGCUGGUCCCCGUGGAGAGGAAGGGGCCAGGCGGCUCGCUCGGGCCGCCCCAGCCGCGGCGCGCCACAGCUGGCCCCCCCGGCCUCGGUUCCACUGGCGUCGGCGACUGGGACGAGUCCAUUUACAAGGUGGACGGGGUGCCCUUGAAGACACGGCGGGUCUCCUUUGGGGGCCACCUGAGACCCGAAUUAUUCGAUGAAAACUUACCUCCUAACACGCCUCUCAAGAGAGGAGAGACACCCACAAAGAGGAGGUCUCUUGUGCCCCACGCUCCAGCUGUCCUCAAGAAAAUCAUCAAGGGACAGCCCCAGGAGUCAGGGAAAGGAGACUCUUCGGAAAUCCGCCUGGAGGUGACCACACAAGACGUGUCUGCGAGCUCCCCAGCGGGCCGUCCUACAAGAUCGUCUUCAGGGGCAAAUGACGGUCGCCGGAGGUCGUCCAAGCCACCAGCCUGGAGCGGCAGCCAGUCGCCGCGGCAGACAGAGGCCCCUAAGCGGGGCGGGCGGAGGAGCAGCGGCGGCGCGCCUGCUCAGAGGGCCGCCGCGGAGCGCGGCCAGCAGGGCCUCCUCCAGAUGAUCCAGUCCCGGCGGAGGAGCGGGGCCUCGGAGGCCAAUCUGAUCGUGGCGAAGUCCUGGGCAGACAUAGUGAAGCUCAGCGCCAAACAGACACAAGCGAAGGCCGUGAAACGCGGGCCUCCGAGACAGCCGAGCAAGAGGCAGAGGAGAGCUAAAACCCCGAAGAAGCCCGCGGGCCGCGUGUACAGUGAGUUCAGUACCGGCCACGCCAACUCCCCCUGCACCAUCGUGAUAGGGAAGGCGCACGUGGAGAAGGUGACUGUGCCCGCGCGGCCCUACAGAAUGCUGAACAACCUGGUGUUCGACAAGAAAAUCGACUUCAACGAGGACCUUUCAGGGCUAACUGAAAUGUUCAAGACCCCAGCGAAAGAGAAGCCGAAGAAGAUGAGCUUAUGUCCCACCACCUUUUCCAGUUCGGAGGGUUUGCUCGGACAACAGGUCCAGGGCCCCGAGUCAGAAGAGAAACCUCCGCUCCGCGCCCCGGCCAAGUCUGCCACCUAUGCACGGCCCCACUCGCUAACACAAGUAACAGUAUCCUUCAGUGUGCACGGGUCUCAGUACAACACAGGGAGGAGAAUAUUCUUACUGUCUGUGCUUUUACUUUUUAUAGGAGAGAACGUGUCCCCCAAUGCUCAGAAUGUGCCAGAAGAGCUGUUGGAUAAAAAGUCUGCAAGCCCCGCCCUGAGAAGACAGUAUAUGACAGUGAAUAAAAUCAUGAAAACUCCGCCCUCUGAGACAGAGCCUUCGAAGGCAGCAUCCAGUGUGAACAGACCCAGGAGGUCCGCAGGGCUCAGGAGCACCCCGGUGCCGGGCACAGAGUGUGAGCAGGAAGACCCAGAGUUGGACACUGUCGAGAGCAUCUCGGGAAGAGGUCUGGGGAAAUCGCCAGGACAGGCAUGGCUCGCAGAGAGAGAGAUGAAGGAGAGCGAAGGCGCCUUUGCGACAUGGAAUGGAAACUUGGAACCGAAAGAAAACUCUGAAAAGAAGACAGUUGCGAGGAGAUCAAGAAGAUCGUCGGAGCUGAAAGGCACACCAAGAGCAGAUGUGAUCGCCACGAAGAGACCACAAGAGAUGGAAUCCACGGAAGACCUGCUGGGCACCCACAGCCUUCUCCAAACCCCAGGUCACGCCGAGGCACCAGUGGGUGUGGAGCACGGAGCCACAGGGAUGUGCACCAGAUCCCCGAAACCAGAACCAGUCGGCACGCCAGCCAAGGAGACCGGGCAGAUCAAGACGCCUUCCCGGAGUGUGCGUGCAGAAGCGCUCUCCGCGCUCGGGAAGCCCGCACCGACCCCAGGGGGUACCGAGCACACACACACAGAACCAGCGGGUGCUGACGAGAGCAUGAAAGCAUCACAGAAGUUUUCAGAACAGCAACAGGACUCAGCAGACCAUGUGAUUGGAAGUAGGAGGAGGUCAAGGACACCCAAGAGGAAGCCCCAACCCAUAGAAGACCUGGCUGGCUUGAAACAACUCUUCCAAACACCUAAACACACGGUGGAAACAGCGACUGAUGAGAAAACCAUGAAAAUACCCAGCAAAUCUCCAAAACCAGAGCCAGUCAGCACACCAACCAGCACAAAGAGACGUCUCAGGACACCUCUGGGGAAAGUGGACGGGGAGGGAGAGCUCUCGGCCCUCGGGGGGCCCACUCCCACACCAGGGAGGAUCACACGCUCUCCCAGAGCCCCAGCAGGUGAUGAUGAAGAUAUCACAGCAUUGACGAGAACUCCGGAACAGAAAUUGGACUCAGCCGAACAGGUAACCGGAAGCAGAAGGAGGUCAAGGACACCCAAGAGGAAGGCUGAACCCACAGAAGACCUGACCGGCUUCAGAGAACUCUUCCAAACACCCAGUCAUGCUUUUGAAACAGUGACUGAGGUCAAAACCGUGAAAAUACCCAGCAAAUCUCCAAAACCGGAACCAUUCAGCACCCCGACCAGCACAAAGAGACGUCUCAGGACACCUGUGGACACAGUGGACGUGGAGGGACAGCUCUCGGCCCUCAGGGAGCCCACACCCACGCCAGGGGAAAGCACACACUUUUCUGGAGAACCAGCAGGUGAUGAUGAAGAUAUCACAGCAUUGAAGGAAACUCCGGAACAGAAAUUGGACUCAGCCGAACAGGUAACCGGAAGCAGAAGGAGGUCAAGGACACCCAAGAGGAAGGCUGAACCCACAGAAGACCUGGCUGGCUUGAAAGAGCUCUUCCAAACACCCAAUCACGUUGUCGAAACACUGACUAACAACAAAGCUACCAAGAUACUUAGCAAAUCUCCAAAACCAGAACCAGUCAGCACCCUGACCAGCACAAAGAGACGUCUCAGGACACCUCUGGGGAAAGUGGAGGGAGAGCUCUCGGCCCUCAGGGAGCCUACACCCACGCCAGGGGAAAGCAUGCGCUCUGCCAGAGAACCGGAAGGUGAUGCUGACGAUAUCGGAGCAUUGAAGGGAACUCCGGAACAGCAACGGGACUCAUCUGGGCAUGUAUCCGGAAGCAGAAGGAGGUCACGGACACCCAAGAGGAAGGUUGAACCCACAGAAGACCUGAACGGUUUCAAAGAGCUCUUCCAAACACCAAAUCAUGUAGUAGGACCCGUGACUGAGGACAUAACCAUGAAAACACCCAGCAAAUCUCCGAAACCAGAACCAGUCGGCACACCAUCCAGCACAAAGAGACGUCUCAGGACGCCUGUGGGCAAAGUGGACACAGAAGAAGAGUUCUUGGCCCUCAGGGGGCCCACACCAACACCAGGGAGACUCGCAUGCUCUCCCAGAGCCCCAGCAGGUGAUGAUGAAGAUAUCACAGCAUUGAUGGGAACUCCGGAACAGAAAUUGGACUCAGCCAAACAGGUAACCGGAAGCAGAAGGAGGUCAAGGACACCCAAGAGGAAGGCUGAACCCACAGAAGACCUGGCUGGCUUGAAAGAGCUCUUCCAAACACCCAAUCACGUCGUCGAAACACUGACUAACAACAAAGCUACCAAGAUACUUAGCAAAUCUCCAAAACCGGAACCAGUCAGCACUCCGACCAGCACAAAGAGACGUCUCAGGACACCUGUGGGCACAGUGGACGUGGAGGGAGAGCUCUCGGCCCUCAGGGAGCCCACACCCACGCCAGAGGAAAGCACGCACUCUGCCGGAGAACCGGAAGGUGAUGCUGACGAUAUCAGAGUGUUGAAGGGAACUCCGGAACAGAAACGGGACUCAGCCGAACAUGUAACCGGAAGCAGAAGGAGGUCAAGGACACCCACGAGAGUGAAUCAGCCCACAGAAGACCUGGCUGGUCUCAAGGAGCUCUUCCAAACACCACAACACACAGUAGAAUCAAUGAUUGAGGACAAAGCCACCGACGUGCCCUGCAAAUCUGCACAAGCGAAACCAGCUGUCGUGCCCACUGGCAGAACCCGGCGGCUCAGGGCACCCGCAGGGAAGGCAGCCGUCAGAGGUGAACUCUCAGCCCUCCAGAGCCCUGCACGGGCAUCUGGGAGAACCACCCGGUCGCACAGAGAACUGGAAGGUGGGGAUAAGGAUAUGAAAUUGUUUAAGGAACCCCCAGAACAGAAACUGCGCCCUGCAGAAAACGUACCUGCAAGCAAGAGGAAGCCAAGAACACGUAAGGAAAAGGCCCAGAUUGCAGCAGACCCGGCCAGCCUUCAAGAGCUCUCAAGAACCCCAGAUCACACAGAGGACCCAGUGGCUGUGGCCGACAGCGCUGAAAUGCCCUCCGGAUCCCCACAGGCGGAAGCAGUGGUCAUGCCAGCAAGGACAAGGAGGCAGCUCAGGGCCCCUCCGAGGACAGUGGCCGUGCAGGAAGAGCCCUCAGCCCUCAGGAGGCCCACGGGGACAUCAGGGAAAACCACGCGGUUGCACAGGGAACAAGAGGGAGCAGAUAAGGAUAUGAAAUUGUUUAAGGAAUCCCCAGAACAGAAACUAGACCCUGCAGAAGAUGUACCUGCAAGCAAGAGGAAGCCAAGAACACGUAAGGAAAAGGCCCAGAUUCCAGCAGACCCGGCCAGCCUUCAAGAGCUCUCGAGAACCCCAGAUCGCACAGAGGACCCAGUGGCUGUGGCCGACAGCGCUGAAAUGCCCUCCGGAUCCCCACAGGCGGAAGCAGUGGUCAUGCCAGCAAGGACAAGGAGGCAGCUCAGGGCCCCUCCGAGGACAGUGGCCGUGCAGGAAGAGCCCACAGCCCUCAGGAGGCCCACGGGGACAUCAGGGAAAACCACGCAGUCGCACAGAAAACCUGUAGACGGUGCCGAAGACACCGAAGUGUGCCAGGGACCCCCAAGGCGGGAGCCAGGCCCUGUGGGAACCGCCGUGGGCAGCGGACGGCAGCUGAGAUCGAGGCCGGGGAAGGCCCAGCCCCCGCACAGCCCGGCCGGCAGCAGACGGCUCCUGCGAAGCCCGGCUCGAGACGAGGAACUGGGCACAGACGCUGCGGGCCUUACGAGAACUUCAACGCAAGCACCGGACCAGAGCAAACCCGAAACAACGUCCAGAAGAACCCGUAGGGCCCGGGAUGAGAAGCCCUCACAGGAGCCGGUGGACAGCAGGGACCCUGAAAAAGCACCAAGCGAGAGCAGCGUCGCCCUGUCCCCCAAGAGGAAGCGCGAAGACGGAAGCUGCGCAGGCGCGAGGAGGCUGCGGCUCAGGACCCGCGCCCAGGACCCUGCGGAGGAGACGCCGCCACCGCAGAAGAGACUGCGGACAGCCCCCAGAGAGCAGCAGUGCGCACCCCCGGAACCCUCCGAGCCGAAGAGGGGGCGCAGAGUUUUGAGAGAAGUCAUUGAACCUGUGGACGACCUGCCUAGCGCCAACGGGAAAACGAAAAAUAAGGGCCGAAAAGAAGACGUGGCCUCCCCAGACAAGGGAGUAUCCCUGCGCUCCGGCCUCCCAAAUAAAACCCGUGGAGCAGAGCAGAGGCCUGAGCUGCCUGUAGCAGCAGAAAAGGGUCAAAGAAAGCGGAAUGAAAAGAAGCCUGGGAAAUCCUCCCAAGAGGUGGAGAUUCAAAACCUGGAAGGUGGAGCCCGGAGUUCUGCUCCUGGGGACAAGGUGCACGAGAGGAGAAUGUCCCCGAGACCUGGAAGGCGGGGUGCAGUGCCCGUGCCCCGUGGAGCCGAGGAGAAAGCUCAGGCGAGCAGCGUGGAGACCCGUGGGGCGACUCAGGAAGAGAAAGGAGGAGCACCACGUCCAGGCGUCAUCCGCCUGCGGUCCAGAAAGGUGGCGGUCCCUCCUGCCGGGGACGCCUUGGAGAGCCAGCCCAAGCAGAGAGCGACUCGGAGUGCCAAGAGACCCGUGGAAGAUGCAAACAAGAGCCCCGAAGGCGGGACCCCUGCCCUCACGUCCCCGCACCGGGCGGCAGGCCCUCGGAAACGUGGGGACGGGUCAGCGGCUGGGCUCGGGCGAUUCGAGGGUGCAGGGGUUGCCGCAGCUGAGGCCUUGCGGUGGCUCACCUUUUUCACUGGAUGA